Molecule: messenger RNA, 2423 nt
Organism: Camarhynchus parvulus
Lineage: Eukaryota; Metazoa; Chordata; Aves; Passeriformes; Thraupidae
Gene: ZBTB7C
Product: zinc finger and BTB domain containing 7C
Exons: 3
Coding region: 60-1874 (604 amino acids)
Biological process (GO): regulation of transcription by RNA polymerase II
Molecular function (GO): protein binding; DNA-binding transcription factor activity, RNA polymerase II-specific; RNA polymerase II cis-regulatory region sequence-specific DNA binding
Source: RefSeq, a predicted model, not a curated record
GCGAAAGGCACAUCACCAUUUUGAAACAAAACCAAGGGUACUGGGCACUAAAUGAGAAUAUGGCCAAUGGCAUUGAAGAUCUUAUCGGGAUCCCAUUCCCGAACCACAGCAGCGAGGUGCUGUGCGGCCUGAACGAGCAGCGGCACGAUGGGCUCCUGUGCGAUGUCAUCCUCAUCGUGCAGGACCAGGAGUACCGCACCCACCGCUCCGUCCUGGCCGCCUGCAGCAAGUACUUCAAAAAACUGUUCACUACUGGCACUUUAACAGACCAGCCCUAUGUUUACGAGAUUGACUUUGUCACGCCUGAAGCACUUUCUGCCAUCCUCGAGUUCGCCUACACCUCAACCCUCACCAUCACCACCUCAAACGUCAAGCACAUCCUCAGCGCCGCCAAGAUGCUGGAGAUCCAGAGCAUCAUCAACGUCUGCCUUGAAAUCAUGGAGCCCGACAGGGAGGCUGAGGAGGAAGAUGACAAAGAGGACGACAAUGACGAUGAAGACGAAGAUGAAGACGAGGAGGAAGAGGAGGAGGAGGAAGUGGAAGAUUUUGUCAAUCAGGAGAACCUAGCUGAUGUACAAGAAGUAAGCUGCCACCAAAGCCCUUCUGAGUCCGAUCUCACCGAAGAAGCUUUUACAGAAGCACCUAAAGAUUUUCCAAAUCACUUCCCAGCCAGUAAUUCCUCUGGACACUUGGGCAUGAUACGAGACUUCUCCAUAGAGUCCUUGCUGAGUGAAAACUUGUACCCUAAGGCAAACAUCCCAGAACGGAGGCCAGCUCUGUCUCCUUUUGCCCCCAGCUUCUUCCCCCACCUGUGGAACGGCGACUUCAACUCCUUCUCCCAGCUUGAGGAGCCACAAGUAGAAAACAGCCCCUUGGAUCUGGUGAUCAAAAAGAGGAAGAUCAAGGAAGAGGAGGAGAAGGAAGACCUGCCUCCACCUCCUUUCCCUAAUGACUUCUUCAAGGACAUGUUUGCCAACACCCCAGCAGCUCCCUUAGGGCAUAUUAAGGCAGAGACUGACUAUAGUGCUUAUCUCAAUUUCUUAAGUGCUACCCAGUUUGGAGGAGUUUUUCCCCCAUGGCCUCUGGAGGAAGAGAGGAAAAUAAAGCCCAAGGCAUCCCAGCAGUGUCCCAUCUGUAACAAAGUCAUCAUGGGGGCUGGCAAGCUGCCCAGGCACAUGAGGACCCACACGGGGGAGAAGCCCUAUAUGUGCAAUAUCUGUGAAGUUCGCUUUACCAGGCAGGACAAGCUCAAAAUCCACAUGCGGAAGCACACGGGCGAGCGGCCGUACCUGUGCAUCCACUGCAACGCCAAGUUCGUGCACAACUACGACCUGAAGAACCACAUGCGCAUCCACACAGGCAUCCGGCCCUACCAGUGCAAGUUCUGCUACAAGAGCUUCACCCGCUCCGACCACCUGCACCGCCACAUCAAGCGCCAGAGCUGCUGCACUGCACGGCCCCGGCGCGGCCGCAAGCCAGCGGCGUGGCGGGCGGCCAGCCUGCUCUUCGCGCCCGGGGGCCCGCCCGUGGAGAGCGGCUUCGUGAUGCCGCCCACGCUGGAGGAGAUGAGCGGCCACCUCGGCAGCACGGCCAUGUGCCUUCCCGGGCCCAGCCCCAAGCACUUCCUGAGCGGGGCCAAGGCGCCCUUCAGCCUGCAGGAGCUGGAGAGCCAGAUUGAAGAAACGCAGAUGAAUCUCUUCAGGCGGGCCCAGAUGGACAUGGAGAGGAACGCGGGCAUCUUCGCCUUCGCCCUGGGCCACAAUGAAAACCUCAGUGCCCAACCCUUCUUCCCUCUCCCUGACCCUUGGAGCACAGGCUUCAGCGGCUUGGCAGGGCUUGGCCACGUGGCUCCCAUCUCAGAGGCCAGCAACUAAACCCGCGCCGGGUCCCACCAUGCAUCUGCUCCCAUCCCAACAAGGCAGCCCGCUCCCCUGGGCUCCCACCUGCCCUUCUGCAUCAUCAGGCUCCCGAGAUGCUCUUUGUCCUCUCACUGCCAUGGGACUUGGGGCACGAGGCCAUCCCUGGGGCAAGCAGGGCAUGGGCAGGUGCUGUGCCCCAUGGCCACCGGCACUUUAGACUCCGCACUUGGCUUUGGGGCCGUCAGGCACUCCCUGUCCCGUCCCUCCACUCAUGGCUCCAUCUGGGAAGGCCAGGCCAGGACUGCUGCUCUCUUCAACACCCCCAAAAAUGUCACUUGCCUUAUUUCAGGGCUCGGCCAUCACCAUGAGAUGGCUUUUCUGUGGGAAAUGUUCCCCAUUUUCCCACACAAGGAGCUCACUGGACACUAACAAGCCGUCCAGACUUGGGUUUGUUAUGUUGCAUUCCUUGGCCCUUUUGGUCAAAAGGACUCUUCUGAAUUCUUUCUGGUUUUGUUUUCUUUUCUUCUUAAUUAAUUCCCAUGUCUGGCAACAAUAUUUAUUCUA